AUGCCAGGUGGCAAAGGCGGUGGUAAGGGGGGCGGCGGCGGCGGCGGAAAGGGUGGAUGCGGUGGUGCUAAAAGUGGCGGUGGCGGCGGCUCUGCCAAGGGGAGCGGUAGUGGUGGCGGCGGUUCUGCCAAGGGGAGCGGUAGUGGCGGCGGCGGAGGGUCGAUGAAGGCGCCAGGUGGCGGCGGCGCGUACAUUUCAAGGGGAGGCUUUGAGAGUAACCCACAGGGUUACUUCUCUGGUCUCCACUCUGGAGAAAAGGGGAAAUGAUCAUGCUUUA
This is a messenger RNA of Solanum stenotomum, 277 nucleotides long. Its product is annotated as glycine-rich protein DOT1. Lineage: Eukaryota; Viridiplantae; Streptophyta; Magnoliopsida; Solanales; Solanaceae. The record is from RefSeq and is a predicted model, not a curated record. The transcript has a single exon. Bases 1 to 267 code for a protein of 88 amino acids.